UCAGGUGAUCCGCCUGCCUUGGCCUCCCAAAGUGCUGGGAUUACAGGCGUGAGCCACCGUGCCUGGCCAGCAUCUAUAUACUAAACCCUACCCGCAACUGCCUCUGUCUUGAGGUCAGGGUUCUUGAACGGUCUGGGCCAGCCUGAGUUAGGAGUGGGAAGAGGAAGAGGAGGCACGCGCCCAAGUGUUCUUCCCGCCUGACCGAGUCCUCCAGCGCCUGUGAGGAAGGUGGGCACUGCUGUCACCCUGUUUCCCGGGAAGCCCGCAGGCCCAGGGAGAUACUGGGAUUUGCCAAAGGCUCACAGCGAGCAGGCAGCAGUGGGUGCUGGCCCCUCGACACCCAGCCUGGCACACACUGUCUCUGAGUAGACCUGGGAGAGGGCAUGUGAAACCCACCUGGCCAUGGCUGGAAGAGAAGUGGGGGAGUGGAAAUGAAAAGUGGAGACCGGGAGGAGCUGCCUACGUGCCCCUCCACAGUUCCAGGAUGGCGCUUUCAUGCUGGGAGUGAGCUUGCCCUGUGCCAGGCUGUCAUCGAGUCGUUUUCCAUUCAACAACCGUUUCUCAGACAAGGUGCAGGCAGGUUAGCUCUGCCAGGCCACUCAAGUAGUAAGGAAAUAGAUUUAAACCCUGACAGUUUGGCUCUGCAGCUGAGGCCCAGAGAGGGGUAGUGACAAGCCCAGGGUCACACAGCCACAGUCCCAGAGCUAGGAACUGCUGGCUAGGGCAAGCAGAGAGCUGACUCCUAGCCAACUGGGGGUGGAGCAGAGGUGGAGCCAGGGAGACCCAGGUGGCCUCUCUGAGAGCGGAGCACAGGCGGCAGAGUGGCCCGGGGCAGCAUGAAGUGGAGCUGGGGCCCAGUGCUGCUCUUCGCGGGUGCCACGGUCCUCAUGGAGGGUCUUCAAGCCGCUCAGCGUGCCUGUGGACAGCAUGGCCCCGGUCCCCCCAAGCCUCAGGAGGGCAACACAGUCCCCGGCGAGUGGCCCUGGCAGGCCAGUGUGAGGAGGCAGGGAGCCCACAUCUGCAGCGGCUCCCUGGUGGCGGACACCUGGGUCCUCACCGCUGCCCACUGCUUUGAAAAGGCAGCCAGAGAUAGAACUGAAUCCUGGUCAGUGGUCCUUGGCUCUCUGCAGCGUGAGGGACCCCUAGGGGCCGAAGAGGUGGGGGUGGCUCGCCCCUGCAGUGUUGCCCCCAGGGCCUAUAACAACUGCCAGGGCUCAGCCUGGCCCUGCCUCGCGCCUCACCACCCGUGACCCACACCCCUCUGCCUGCCCCAGGCCUGCCCAACUUCGCUUCCCUUUGGAGCCUCCUGCUGGGACCAGCUGGCUGGAUAGGACACCGGUGAUGCUCCUGGACCCGCUACGCGAAUCUGCGCCCUGCGUCUCAUCAGCUCCCCCACAUACUGCAUCUACAACCAGCUGCACCAAGCGACACCUGUCCAACCCGGACCCGGCCAGGGAUGCUAUGGUGGGGGCCCCCAGCCUGGGGUGCAGGGGCCUGUUCAGGGAGAGUCCGGGGCCCCUGUGGCGCUGUCCUCGAGCCCUGAUGGACACUUUCAGGCUGGCCACAUCGCUUUGCACUCAAGUGUGCCCAGGAGGGACGCUCCUGCGUGCUGCUGACCAACAACAGCUGCUCCAGUUUCCUGCUUGCGCGCUCGAGUUCAGGGCGCUUUCCUGGCCCAGAGCCCAGAGACAGAGAUGAGUGACGAGGACAGCUGUGUAGCCUGUGGAUCCUUGAGGACAGCAGGUCCCCAGGCAGGAGCACCCUCCCCGUGGCCCUGGGAUGCCAGACUGAUGCACCAGGGGCAGCUGGCCUGUGGUGGAGCCCUGGUGUCAGAGGAGACAGUGCUGACUGCUGCCCACUGCUUCAUUGGGCGCCAGGCCCCAGAGGAAUGGAGCGUAGGGCUGGGGACCAGACCGGAGGAGUGGGGCCUGAAGCAGCUCAUCCUGCAUGGGGCCUACACCCACCCCGAGGGGGGCUACGACGUGGCCCUCCUGCUGCUGGCCCAGCCUGUGACACUGGGCGCCAGCCUGCGGCCCCUCUGCCUGCCCUAUGCUGACCACCACCUGCCUGACGGGGAGCGCGGCUGGGUCCUGGGACGGGCCCGCCCAGGAACAGGCAUCAGCUCCCCCCAGACAGUGCCUGUGACCCUCCUGGGGCCUAGGGCCUGCAGCCGGCUGCAUACAGCUCCUGGGGGUGAUGGCAGCACUAUUCUGCCGGGGAUGGUGUGUACCAGUGCUGUGGGUGAGCUGCCCAGCUGUGAGGGCCUGUCUGGGGCACCACUGGUGCAUGAGGUGAGGGGCACGUGGUUCCUGGCCGGGCUGCACAGCUUCGGAGAUGCUUGCCAAGGCCCCGCCAGGCCGGCGGUCUUCACUGCGCUCCCUGCCUACGAGGACUGGGUCAGCAGUUUGGACUGGCAAGUCUACUUCGCCGAGGAGCCAGAGCCCGAGGCCGAGCCUGGAAGCUGCCUGGCCAACAUGAGCCAACCAGCCAGCUGCUGACAGGGGACCUGGCCGUUCUCAGGACAAGAGAAUGCAGACAGGCAAACAGCAUUACUGCCCCUGCCCUCCCCACCUUGCCAUGUGUGAUUCCAGGCACCAGGGCAGGCCCAGAAGCCCAGCAGCUGUAGGAAGGAACCUGUCUGGGGCCACAGGUGCCCACUCCCCACCCUGCAGGACAGCGGUGUCUGUGGACACUCCCACACCCAGCUCUGCUCCCACACAGGCAUCCCAGCUUUCCUCCUCCUUUACCCUUUCAGAUACAAUCAUGCCAGCCAUGUGUUUUGAAAAUUUCUUUUUUGGGGGGGCAGCAGUUUUCCUUUUUUUAAACUUAAAUAAAUUGUUACAAAAUAGACUUU
Messenger RNA from Cercocebus atys (sooty mangabey), 2854 nucleotides. RefSeq names its product protease, serine, 53 (gene PRSS53). Gene Ontology annotation, molecular function: serine-type endopeptidase activity. The record is from RefSeq and is a predicted model, not a curated record. NCBI's taxonomy places the organism in Eukaryota, Metazoa, Chordata, Mammalia, Primates, Cercopithecidae. Gene Ontology annotation, biological process: proteolysis.